AUGAUGGAUGAGAAGGUCAAACAGCACUAUUUGGCUGACUCACCUCCUACGGUGGUUCGCCUUGAGAUCAAACACCACUUUGACAAUCUCAAGGAUGCAAAGCUGAGACGAUAUGCGCACUACAUAAGCAGAGCGGCAUUUGAAGGCACUCGCGUUACUUUGCGCCAGGUUUCCCCCGAGUCUGAACCGAUCUACGAUCUUAUAAUCGCACUCUACCACGCCUGUGAUGGAAACUGGACUGACCUCGCUAAAACGACCAAUGUAAGCGACGAGAAUUUGCGUUAUUUCUUGGAGUAUUCGGUCCAGUUUCUCGGGAAUUGCGGGAACUAUAAAGGUUUUGGUGACUCCAAGUUCAUUCCUCGACUACCUGUGGAAGCCUUUCAAGCGUUGGCCUCAUCCACCUCAGAAACAAAAGCAGCAUUUGAGAAAGCCAAUAGGACUGGAGGUGGUAUUUAUGAGACAAAAGAGCAGGCGCUUAUGCACCUUGGUUAUACAGAUGGUGGCCAUAUGACUACUUAUUACCCUGAUUCGCCAUCCAUAACGAAAGAUGAGAUCACAGCUAUUGGCGACCUUAUGGAGAAAAAAGGGCUACCUCUGGAGAAUACAAGACUAAAGAAGUUGCCAUCCGGGGACUUUGAGUUGUUAAUUGCCUCGGGCGUUUCUUCUCCUCCUGUGAGGGACAGAGAUCUUGGUGAAGUCGACGCUUUAGACCUGGAUGGUAACUUGACUGGAAAGAAGUUGCGCCUGGUUUUUGGUGAUCAUAUAGAGGAAAUGGCAAAGAUUGCCCAUUCGCUUAAGCAAGCGGGACUCAAUGCAGCAAACGACAACCAGAAACGGAUGUUAGAUGCAUAUGCCUUGUCAUUUGGUGCCGGCUCAAUUGAAGCCUUCAAAGAAAGCCAGCGGAUCUGGGUGAAGGACCAAAAGCCAAGUCUGGAGACCAAUAUAGGGUUUGUAGAGACUUAUCGAGACCCGCAUGGAGUGCGAGGAGAAUGGGAAGGCUUCGUUGCUUUGGUUAAUCUAGAACGUACCCGAGCAUUCGGAAAACUGGUGGAUAGUGCAGAGAGCAUGAUUCCCAAGCUUCCAUGGGGCAAAGAUUUUGAAAAGGACAAGUUUCUCAGCCCAGACUUCACCUCGCUGGAAGUCUUGAGCUUUCAAUCUUCCGGCAUACCUGCUGGCAUCAACCUUCCCAACUAUGACGAUAUCCGUCAAAACCUAGGUUUCAAGAACGUAUCUCUUGGAAAUGUGCUUAGCGCUAAAGCCCCUAAUGAGCCAGUUCCCUUUAUUGCCGAGAAGGAUUUGGAGGUUUAUCGCAGAUGCCGUGACCCCGCUUUUGAAGUCCAGGUAGGCAUCCAUGAACUUCUCGGGCAUGGAACUGGCAAGCUUCUCCAGGAGACCGCCCCAGGGGAGUAUAACUUCGAUAUUUCCAACCCUCCUGUGAGUCCAAUCACGGGAAAACCGGUAUCUACAUGGUACAAGCCUGGCCAGACCUGGAGCUCGGUUUUCGGAGCCAUCGCUUCUUCUUACGAGGAGUGCCGCGCAGAGUGCGUCGCUAUGGUGCUCAGUUGCGACUUUCACAUCCUGAAGAUUUUUGGGUUCGGUAACGGACAAGAAGAUCUCACCAACGAGGCCGGGGAUGUCUUGUUCGCAGCAUAUCUGCAGAUGGCUCGUGCAGGCCUGGUCGCCUUGGAGUUCUGGGACCCCAAAACUCAGAAAUGGGGGCAAGCCCAUAUGCAAGCCCGUUAUAGCAUUCUGCGAUCAUUCCUUGAUGCCGGUGACGAUUUCGUCAAACUUUUCUAUACCAAAGAAGAUCUCUCUGAUUUGGAGAUUCAUCUGGACCGAUCGAAGAUUCUGACACACGGGCGUCCAGCCGUGGAGAAAUAUCUGCAAAAGUUGCAUGUCUACAAGAGUACUGCGGACUUUGAAGCAGGUAAGAAGCUCUAUGAUGAUAUCACGUCGGUCGAUGAGUGGUGGGGGACCAAAGUUCGUGAGGUUGUUCUUCAGAACAAGGUCCCACGUAAAGUGUUUGUCCAGGGCAACACCAUCCUAGAUGGGGAUGAAGUGACCCUUAAAGAAUAUGAGCCGACGCUUGAGGGAAUGAUCCAGAGCUUUGUUGAACGCAAUGUUACAGUUCCCGAAUCAGAGCCGGCUUUCGUCUCGCCGUUCACAUCUCCAUCCUCCGAAGAAGAACCACCGAAUUCAGAUUCCUCAUCAUCCGUGAUCGCAGAGUCCAAAGAUACCUUUUCCAGGGAUCCCAAAGAGUAUUCUCCGGGAAGGUCAGCGGAAGAGGGAGAACCUCCUCCCCCGUACACCGAAGGUUCGAGCCCCAUAAACUCAUUCACCUACGUUAUGGCUACGGCAGGAGGCGCGUCGAGUAUCAUCACUCAAGUACAACAGGCGGGUGGACCACCAAUAAACACUUUAGGAGACAUCGGAGGCGAUGAACAUAUAACUCUGGACCUCAGAGGAACAAGGUUCACACUCUCUCGGGAUGAACUGUUAACACUGCCGGAGUUUGUCCUUUUAUCGCUGUUUCCGAAUGGUUUACUUCCAGAUGGACACAUGGGCACCUUUCACGAAGGUGAUAUUUACCCCGUCGAUUAUGAUCCGGUGUCUCUCCAGUACAUGCUUGACUUCUUCCGCUCCGUCGCUCAAUCCAUCCCGUCAUCUCCUACAGCCUCGACAUCGCAAGACCUAGACGUAUCCCCCGACUCCAUGCAAGGAUCGACCAGAGACAUGCUCCAGGACCGGGCAGGGAUCAUCGUGCUGCGGGAAGACCUUGAUUUUUAUGCAAUUCCUCCACGGCCGGAUAUCGAUCACACGGAAAUGAUCGAGGUCAAGCGUGCAGCUGCAAGAGCGCUACUGAAACAAGACGGGAUCUUCUCUGGAUUAAGGAAGAGCGAUGAGGCUGGUUCAACAGAGCAGCACUUGAUCGAGAUGCUGACUGCAGGCGGCUUUGAUCGUGAUGAUCGGUGGGGUCACCGUGCCCCAGAGCCCAACAAGGCAGUUAUCUGUAGCCUCGCAUUGGCUAAACUCCGUACUGAUAUCAGGGGUGACAUCCCCAAUAACAACGCAGUUGGCAUGGCCCAAAAACUCCUCUUAUUUUGGAGAAAACCUGCUAGAAGAUGCUGGUGGGAGGGUGUUGAGUUGGAGAAUAUCGAAGGCGUUCAAGGCAAGGUGAAAAUCUGGAUUCGCAGAGUAUGGACUUUAGAAAUGAGUGUAAUUGGGCUUCGAUAA
Molecule: messenger RNA, 3234 nt
Organism: Aspergillus nomiae NRRL 13137
Lineage: Eukaryota; Fungi; Ascomycota; Eurotiomycetes; Eurotiales; Aspergillaceae
Product: dipeptidyl-peptidase III
Exons: 9
Coding region: 1-3234 (1077 amino acids)
Cellular component (GO): cytoplasm
Molecular function (GO): dipeptidyl-peptidase activity
Source: RefSeq, a predicted model, not a curated record